GCUAUAGCCAUUUGAACGCAGAAUUGACACCGAGACGAGAAAGUUGGAGCUGUUGCUGUUUCUUCACUUAAGAAGAUGCAAUGUGUAACUUGUUCUGCUCCUGUAAAUAUUGCUGUAAUUAAAUAUUGGGGAAAGAGAGAUGAGACACUGAUACUCCCAGCCAACUCAUCAGUCAGUGUAACUCUUCAUCAGGAUCAGCUUCAAGCACAGACCAGUGUUGCAGCCAGUUGUCAUUUUGAGAAGGACAGGAUAUGGCUCAAUGGACAAGAACAGUCUAUUGACAACCCAAGGAUCCAGAAUGUCAUCAAGGAGAUCAAAAGAAGAGCAAGGAAACAAAAGGCAGGUAACCGGGACAAUGCUGCUGAGAAAUUGAACUGGAAAAUCCAUAUCUGUUCCAAGAAUAACUUCCCUACAGCAGCAGGACUAGCCUCAUCAGCAGCGGGAUAUGCCUGUCUGGUGUAUGCCCUCCAGUGUCUUUAUCAGAUAGAUGGGGACAUCACUGCAAUCGCAAGGCGUGGAUCUGGGAGUGCCUGUCGGAGUGUACAUGGAGGGUUUGUUAUGUGGGACAAGGGACAGAAACACGAUGGUACAGACUCAAUAGCUAGACAGAUACAGCCACAUACACACUGGUCAGAUCUACGGGUACUUAUACUGGUGGUGAAUGAGCAGAAGAAACACACGGGGAGCACAGAAGGGAUGCAGGUUACCAUGGAAACCAGUGAGUUACUGAAGGAGAGAAUCCAGAGUCUUCCUAACAAGACAGAACAGAUAACUCAGGCAAUCUGUGACAGAGAUUUCAAAACAUUUGCAGAAAUAACAAUGAAGGACAGUAACCAGAUGCAUGCCUGUUGUCUGGACACCUACCCACCAAUCUCCUACCUAACUGACGUAUCCAGGAGGAUCAUUCAGCUGGUCCACUGUUUUAACAGGAAAUAUCAGGAAGUCAAGGUUGGGUACACUUUUGAUGCUGGUCCAAAUGCGUGUCUGUUCCUCCUAAAGAAAGAUGUCCAAAAGUUUCUUCAUCUUGUGAAACACUUUUUCCCUCCAACGAGAGAAGACAAAGAUUUCAUUCGAGGAAACACUGCAGAGUUAAUGGAGACUGAAUCAGAUGACAGUGAAGAAGAUCUGAGUUACUUCCCCUUUGAUCCAAUGGAUGACAGUUUGAAAUAUAUUAUAUACACAAUGCCAGGCCCCGGCCCUCAGGAACUACCUUCUGAUCAAAGUCUCCUGGAUGAGGAUGGCUUGCCAAGGAAACGGUCUUGACAUUCAUUAUUUUCAUAAUUUUUGUUAGCAUAAGAUAUUUUUAAUAAAACAUAGUUUAAUUGUC
Molecule: messenger RNA, 1327 nt
Organism: Pecten maximus
Lineage: Eukaryota; Metazoa; Mollusca; Bivalvia; Pectinida; Pectinidae
Product: diphosphomevalonate decarboxylase-like
Exons: 11
Coding region: 76-1263 (395 amino acids)
Biological process (GO): isoprenoid biosynthetic process; isopentenyl diphosphate biosynthetic process, mevalonate pathway
Cellular component (GO): cytosol
Molecular function (GO): diphosphomevalonate decarboxylase activity; ATP binding
Source: RefSeq, a predicted model, not a curated record